This is a messenger RNA of Malania oleifera, 1011 nucleotides long. RefSeq names its product ferritin-like catalase Nec2. The coding region runs from base 1 to 1011 and encodes 336 amino acids. The transcript is spliced from 3 exons. The record is from RefSeq and is a predicted model, not a curated record. Lineage: Eukaryota; Viridiplantae; Streptophyta; Magnoliopsida; Santalales; Ximeniaceae.
AUGGCAGCAACAAUAGUUUCAGGUACUACCGCUGCUUGUAGAACUUCCACUACCCUCUGUACUUUGGUAAUCAUAGCUAUCCUCGUCUCUUCUCUUGUUCCACAAUCUUAUUCCGUUCCUUAUCCCAAGUCGCCCUUGCCGCCACCGCCCCGGCGCCCCUCGACACCUACAAUUUGCAGUUCGCCGCCUUCCACUGGUGCCGCAUACGGACAGAUCCCUGGAGUCGAUAUAGAUACAAUAGAAUUUCCAUUGAACGUCGAGUUUCUUGAAACCGAACUCUUCAUGGUUGGAGCCACAGGGAAGGGAUUAGAUGACGUUGCUCCGGAGUUAGCCCAGGGAGGUCCGGCGCCCAUCCCUCCAGAUAUGGCCAACCUCGACCCUGAAUUUGCUGAACUUUUCGAGGAAUUCGCCUGGCAAGAAGUCGACCACCUACGGCCGCAAACGAAUUUAAGUGCGGCAGUGUUUGCAGAGAUUAUGAAUCAGGCCUUUGGCUAUCCUUUGAAUCCUCCCUUCAACCCUUUUGCCAAUAACGUCAACUUCCUCAUUGCCAGCAACUUUAUUCCUUACAUCGGAGGUACGGGGUACGUCGGAGGUAACGUUAAUCUCCAAGGACCCGCAUCCCGAAGGUUGGUGGGAGGACUAAUGGCGGUGGAAUGGAGCCAAGAUGCAAUCAUCAGAGAAUUGUUGAAUCAGAGAAAGAAUACAGUGGUAAAGCCGUAUAAUUACACGGUGACGGACUUCACCGUCAAGAUGUCGGAACUGAGAAACAGGUUGGGAGGCGCAGGCGAUAAGGACGAAGGCCUUGUGGUUCCCAAAGAGCAAGGUGCCGGCGGCCAAGUUACCAGCAAUGUGGUGUCUGCGAACAAUGUGUCCAUUGCAUAUGAUCGGUCGGCGGCAGAAGUGCUGAGGAUUUUGUACCUUAUUGGAAAAGAAAAUAGGCCCGGCGGUUUCCUCACAUAUGGAGGCAAUGGUAACAUUGCUCAAAGGUUUCUAAAGAAGAAAUCAGCAUGA